Messenger RNA from Trypanosoma cruzi, 585 nucleotides. RefSeq lists its product as uncharacterized. The record is from RefSeq and is a predicted model, not a curated record. Gene Ontology annotation, biological process: vesicle-mediated transport. Lineage: Eukaryota; Euglenozoa; Kinetoplastea; Trypanosomatida; Trypanosomatidae. Bases 1 to 585 code for a protein of 194 amino acids. The transcript has a single exon. Gene Ontology annotation, cellular component: membrane.
AUGCAUCAGGCGUGGAAUCUCGUCAGGGACGAGCCUCCAGAGGAGGUGGAAGUUAUGGAAAUGCCACGGGAGAAUGGAAUCAUGGGUGAUCUGCAAGAAAUGUCGUCUCUUACAUACCACCAACGUUUUGUGGGUUUCUUCGCCACUCUUGGUAUGGGUUUAUGCUUCAUUGCGAUUGCAACAGUAUUUGCUCCAAGCGUUGCCGUUUUUCCAAAGAAGUUUGCCUUUUUUCUUACGGCAGGAAACCUUUUCUGUUUGGGGUCGACAACCUUUCUGGUGGGCAUCCAACAGCAGAUUCGGUCUAUUUUUGAUGCCAAGCGUAUGGAGGCAGCAGUUAUGUACGCUGUUUCCGUCAUCUUGACGCUUGUUUCUGUGCUCCACUGGAAGUCAAGUGUUUUAGCUAUUGUCUUUGCCGUUGCUCAGGUAUGCUGUUUGUUGUGGUAUGCGCUGAGUUAUGUUCCCUUUGCGCGUCGCACCAUUGGAAUUGUUUGGUCGUAUGCGUGGUACAUUAUUUGGCCUGUAUUUUGCGCUGUGUCUCAGGCACUGCGGAGGUGCUGCGGACUUUUGAUCUCGAGCGUAAAAUAG